Scleropages formosus (Asian bonytongue) is the source of this 9413-nucleotide messenger RNA. It is a transcript of the gene abca5, whose product is annotated as ATP-binding cassette, sub-family A (ABC1), member 5. Gene Ontology annotation, molecular function: lipid carrier activity; ATP hydrolysis activity; ABC-type transporter activity. The record is from RefSeq and is a predicted model, not a curated record. The transcript is spliced from 39 exons. Gene Ontology annotation, cellular component: membrane; intracellular membrane-bounded organelle. NCBI's taxonomy places the organism in Eukaryota, Metazoa, Chordata, Actinopteri, Osteoglossiformes, Osteoglossidae. Gene Ontology annotation, biological process: lipid transport; transmembrane transport. Bases 586 to 5604 code for a protein of 1672 amino acids.
AAAAAGCCUCAGGAGAAUAACAGCAGACGGCGAAUGCGAGCGACACUUUCCGUGAUUCGAGUGUUACUUUUUGAACGAGGAAUUUAUAACGGUUUUAUAACGUCAUUAUUUGUGUAAUUAGAACUGUAGAAAGUCGUUCCCCCCCCCCUCCGGCGUGCUCAGGCGGUCGUGGCAGCUCUUCGUGGCGAGUGCGGGGAGGGAGCGCGUUAGCCGCGAUGCUAACGAUCCGAGCUGUGUUACCAUGACGCUUGGACGAGCCCGGAGCUUUAGCUUAGCGCUCGCUUUUUCACCCAAAACACACACUCGCAGCACUCAAGACGCGCACGUGCGCUCCUCGUAACCUCCCGCACACUGCUGGGGAGCAGUAAGAAGGGAGCAGUGCGGCGUCGUGCGCAGAAUAUUAUAGCGAUAAUAACAGUCGGUAGAUCGACAGACUGACUGAGACUGCGCGUGCGAGGAGGACUCGGAGGUCCCGUGAGCUGCGAGCAGCGCGAGGCACAAGCGGGAAAACUCCAGGUGUGGAACGUCAGCUGCCUCCUGACCUGACUUAACCCCAGCCGACGCAGGCGAUCGGUCGUUGGGCUGAUGGUCAAACCUCUGCACGGCCACCUGGUGAAGGAUGCGGAUACCAUGCAGUCCGUAAACAGGAGAGAUGCCAGCCUCUGGCAUCAGACCAAGAGUUUGCUGUACAAGAACCUGCUGAUUAAAUGGAGGACCAAACAGCAGAGUUUGCAGGAGUUGAUCUUACCCCUUCUGCUCCUGGGACUCCUAAUCGCCAUCAGCACCCUGAACCCCCACGUCUACUAUGGGGGCAUCAGUACCAUGGAGCUGGAGAGGGAUGUUUACCCCCACUUCAGGAGUCUGGGAUACACCCCCAUCAAUAACAUCACCAGCCAAAUUAUGGAAGAUGUGGCCCGUGAUCUGCAACUGGAUGCGUUGGAGGUGUUCUCCAGUGAGGAGGAAAUGGAGAAUGCCAGCUUGCAUGAUAUGCCCAGUUUCGCAGGUGUCGUCUUCCUGGACAACAUGUCCUACCGACUCCGCUUUCCCCACAAUGAGCUGCCCCUCCCCAGCGAUUACACGGAGUCUGUCGGCAGCUGCCUUUCAAACACUAUGAACUGCAGGGCAGCAAACUACUGGUACUCUGGCUUUGUUCGCCUCCAGGCACUCAUUGACGCAGCUAUUAUACAGAUGCAGACAAAACGCUCAGUGCGGCGGGAGAUGCGUGACCUGCAUGUGGUUAUGAUGGGCCAGCCCAGUGCUGUGGAGGUGCAGACCUUUCCACACGCCCUCAUCUCCAUCUACUUGGUGCUGGCUUUCACACCUUUUGUCUCCUUCCUCAUUGUCAACGUGGCAGCUGAGAAGGAGCGACGUCUGAAAGACGCUAUGACCAUGAUGGGACUGUAUGACUCUGCCUUCUGGCUUUCCUGGGGGCUGCUAUAUGCUGCCUUGGUAACCACCAUGUCUGUCCUGAUGGCCAUCAUUGCCACCUGCACUGCCCUUUUCCCCAACAGUGAUUUUCUGGUCAUCUUCCUACUCAUCUUCCUCUACGGAAUCUCCUCUAUCUUCUUCUCCUUCAUGCUGACCCCCUUGUUUAAAAAGCCCAAGUUUGCCAGCACAGUCGGCUCCAUGCUCACAGUGGUGUUUGGCUGCCUGUCACUCUUCACAGUUCUGAUGAAGGACUUCCCCCAGGCCCUGGUGUGGGCCCUGUGUCUCCUUUCCCCUAGCGCCUUUUCCAUUGGCAUCGCUCAGGUCGUUUACCUGGAGGCCCAAGGAGAUGGAGCAGUCUUCUCCACCCUGACCAGUGGACCCCACGCCGUCUACGUGCCACUUUUGAUGCUGGUACUAGAUUGCAUACUAUACCUGCUGCUCGCCAUUUACCUGGACCAGGUGCUGCCAGGAGAGUUUGGAAUGCGCCGGUCCUUCCUCUACUUUCUAAAGCCAUCUUACUGGUCAAAAGACAGGAAGCAGUACGUGGAGGUGAGCUCAGUCUUUGAGUUCGAGAUGAACGGCAAGCCCACCCUUGAUGAGUCAGUGGAGCCCAUUUCACCAGAGUUCAGGGGGAAGGAGGCUAUCAGGAUAAGCAACAUCAGGAAGGUUUAUAAAGAGAAGGACAGCAUCGUAGAAGCUCUGAGAGGUUUCACGUUCGACAUCUACGAAGGCCAAAUCACAGCCCUGCUGGGCCACAGCGGAGCGGGGAAGUCCACGCUUUUGAACAUCCUGUGUGGUAUCUGCCCCCCCACUGAUGGCUCGGCCACCAUCUACGGCUCGACAGUGUCGGAAAUCGCCGAGGGAGUGGAGAUGCGACAGCUGGUGGGCAUCUGCCCACAGUUCAACAUCAUGUUUGACGUCCUCACUGUGGAGGAACACCUUCGCAUCUUCGCUGCCAUCAAAGGCAUCCCACAGGCCAACAUUGACGGCGAGGUCACCAAAGUGCUCAAAGACUUAGACCUGGAAAAGAUCAUGGAUGCUCAGGCAAAGAACUUGAGUGGAGGCCAAAAGAGGAAACUGUCAGUUGGCAUUGCCAUCCUGGGGGACCCCAAGAUCCUGCUUCUGGACGAGCCCACUGCAGGCAUGGAUCCCUGCUCCCGUCACCAGGUGUGGUCACUGUUGAAGUCCCGUAGGGCGGGAAGAGUCACUGUGCUCAGCACCCACUACAUGGAUGAGGCUGACAUCCUGGCAGAUCGCAAAGCUGUGAUCUCCCAAGGUCAGCUCAAGUGUGUCGGCUCCUCUCUGUACCUCAAGACAAAGUGUGGUGUUGGCUACCAUCUAAAAAUGUCUGUGAAUGAAGGCUGUGAGGCCGACAACAUCACCUCGCUGGUGAAGCAGCAUGUCCUUGAGGCACAGUUGUCACUACAACAUGAGGCAGAGCUCACAUACACGCUGCCUUUCAAGAGCAUUGACUCAUUUCCAGGCCUCUUCUCCGAGUUGGACUGCCGGCCUGACCUGGGUAUAUCCAACUAUGGGGUUUCCAUGACGACCCUGGAGGACGUCUUCCUGCGCUUGGAAGCGGAAGCGGAGGUGGAUCAAGCAGACUACAGUGUGUUCAAUCAGGAGCACGUGGAGGACGAGGGUGACGCAUCCUCGCAGGAUGACAUCGACCAGAGGCUGCUGACUUUCUCCGAAAGCCGGCAGGAUGCCGUGAUGGGCCACGCCCUGUGGAGGCAGCAGUUUCGCACUGUUGCCUGGCUGCACGUGCUCAACCUGCAACGUGAGAAGAAAGCUAUCAUCUACAACUUGGCACUGUUUGGCAUUUUCCUGGCCUCUGUGCUGGCACUGUCCCUGAUCACAGGAAACAUCCAGAUCCGCGCCCCUGACAGGCAGUUCCUGCCCAUCUAUCUGCUGCGACGCAAUCAGCACCCCGGGAGGUACACCACAAGCCUCCUGGUGCAGAACUCCUCAGGCUCUGACAUUUCUGACUUCAUCCACAACUUGGAGUCUCUGGACAUCAAAGUAGAACUGAUGAAGAACGUGGAUUACAUGGCAGCUGCCCCCCAUAGCGCUGCGAUCAAUGUGACCGAAUCCAGCAAGGGGUAUGAGUACUACCUGGCAUUCAACAGCACUACUGUCCACUCACUGCCCAUGGUGGUAAAUAUCCUGAGCAAUGCCCUUCUCCAUGGCUUGAAUGGCACUGGACAGAUCAAUGCAUGGAGCAAGCCUUUUGACUUUCGAAUCCCAGAUUCUCUGUCCUACGCUCUGGUCUACAUUGAGACAGUGCUACUGGGGAUGCUGACUGCGGGCAUGCCGGCCUACUUUGCCAUGGAUCACACCCGUGACCGAGAGAUAAAGUGCCGCUCAACACUGCGCAUCUCGGGCCUGGUGCCGUCAGCCUACUGGUGUGGCCAGGCAGCUGUGGACAUUCCCUUCUACUACCUCAUUCUGGUCUCAGUGACCAGCACGCUGUUCGCCUUCCACUCCUCUCACCUACUGUACUCCAGCGCUGUCACUGCUGUGACCAUCUGCCUCAUUGGCUAUGGGGCAGCGAUGGUUCUCUUGACCUACGUGGUCUCCUUCAUGUUCACCCGAGUCCAAAGCAACCGGGACUUCUUCUCUGUCGUCUCCAUGAUGUCGUGUGUGAUGUCAGCCUCCGCGGUACAGAUGGCCUUCGUGAACGACAUCCCAGUGUUAGUGCGCAUCCUGCACAAUGCCCUGUGCCUGUUCAACCCCCUGUACCCCCUCAUGGGCUGCCUCAGCUGCAUCACCAAGAUAACCUUCUUGAGCUCCAAUUAUGAAAACGACAGCUUCCUGUGGAGUAAUCUCUUCGUUGCCGUUUUUACGCCCUAUGUGCAGUGCGUUGUUCUGCUCCUGGUGAUCCGCUGGCUGGAGAUCCGCUAUGGUGGCAGGACCAUGAAGACUGACUGCCUGUGCAGGAUCUCCUCCAGCAAGACUAAGGGCAAGGUACAGAAGAACCCCGAGGAGCCAGAAAACGAGGAUGAGGAUGUGCAAGUAGAACGGGCCCGAGUGAAGGAAGCCCUGACCUGCCAGAGCUGUGAGGAGAAACCAGUGGUAGUGGUCAGUGAUCUGAGGAAAGAAUAUAAUGCCCGGAAGGAGGGGUUCACGCUCAACAAGUGGAGGAAGGUAGCAACCAAAAACAUCUCCUUCUGCGUUCGCAAAGGUGAGGUUCUUGGGCUUUUGGGUCCCAAUGGAGCUGGGAAGAGCACCAUUAUGCAUAUGGUGGCUGGAGACGCAGAGCCCACUGCUGGACAGGUACUGAUGGGAGAUUAUAGCACAGAGUACGUCCCGGUGGAGAACCCCCUGGAGCACAUUGGCUACUGUCCGCAGGAGAACCCGCUGUGGCCAAAAAUCACACUCCAAGAACACUUGGAGACUUAUGCUGCCAUCAAGGGACUCCACAAGGAGGAUGUACCUGACAUCAUCAAACGAGUGGUGAAUGCUCUAGAGCUGAGGGAACACCUCCACAAACAGGCCAAGAACCUCUCUGCUGGGAUCAAGAGGAAGUUGUGUUUUGCCCUAAGCAUGCUUGGAAACCCUCAGAUUGUCCUCCUGGAUGAGCCUUCAACUGGGAUGGACCCUAAAUCUAAACAGCGUAUGUGGAGGGCGAUCCGUGCAGCCUUUAAAAACCGCCAGCGGGGCGCAGUUUUGACCACGCACUACAUGGAGGAGGCGGAGGCAGUCUGUGACCGUGUGGCCAUCAUGGUGUCUGGGCAGCUGAGGUGCAUCGGUUCCAUCCAGCACCUGAAGGGGAAGUUCGGCCGCGGAUACAGCUUGGAGGUGAAACUGAGGGAAGAGCUCACAGGGCACCAACAGGAGGCACUGCUGCAGAAGGAGAUCAUGAGAAUCUUUCCACAUGCAGCUCGCCAGGAGAGCUUUGCCACAUUGAUGGUUUACAAGAUUCCCAUGGAGGACGUGAAAUCACUGGCCAAGGCCUUCUCUGACCUUGAGAGCGCAAAGCAAGUGUUUGGCUUUGAGGAGUACAACUUCUCCCAGUGCACCUUAGAGCAGGUCUUCAUGGAAUUUGCAAAAGAGCAGGAGAACGAGGAGGAGGAAGUGGGCUCCCUGAGCACCACCUUCCAGUGGCACAGACUGCAGCAGGAGGGCUCGGUGCCAGUCAACUCCGGAGGCGACAGCGUUGUGCACCAGCUGUGAGGAGCCCGUCCCUCCCCUGAGCCUGGGCUGCGGCACCAUCGCAUUAUUCUCACCCACUUCCUCUGGCCCCAACCUCACUGGACUGAACGAGACCUUCCCCGCAGGGUUGACCUUGGGGGCCCUCCACCUCCCAGUUGUGCUACACGUGGCCUUGGGGUGGAGCUCUUUCUAGGGCUAGGGGACAUGUGCACCCAUGCUCGCUGCACCCUCCCUUUUUUCUGACCUGCACUGAUCAGCUGGGCCUGAGCUGUUUCAGCUGAAUCCUCUCCGACGGCACUUCUGUCAACCUUUUUUUUUUUUUUUAAUUUUCGUAGACAUUGUGAUUUUAAUAAUGCAGCCAACCAGCAUUUUACUAACCUUUCUCGCCUUCCCACGGUUCCUCACAUUCCCCUUUCUCACUUGACUAUUGUGGAGAAGAGAACCCUGUCCAUGGAUAGUGCACUUUUUAACCUUUUCCCCCCUCCUUCAUCUGGAUUUGAGGAUGUUUACUCACCUGGACAUCUUCGGUUUCCCACACACUGGGUUUCACUAACACUGGAUCCUUUCAUGAUAUAACCAAAGUGGCCCAUCUCCAGCUCAUCACCUCACAGUUGCGCCUCCACUUAAUACCGUUUUUAGCGUGUGUAGCAUGGGGACUAUAUCAUUUCUUCAGAGGGGGAUCUUUUGAUUGUUCCAAAUGACAGGGACAUCUAUUGAUGGAGCUCAGAAAGAGCCAUGUAAGGUCACUGCAAGUGCUCAGUUGUGUCUUGAACAUGGGACAAGAGGACACUGUUGGGUCUCGUGUCCUAAAAGUAGGCAGAGUAGUGGAGAAGAGUUUUCCAUUGAGCACUAAGCAGAGACAGAUUUCUACUUUGACUCAAUUUUUUUUCUUUCAUCCUUUCAGCACAGUGAGCUCUUCCUAAAUACCAUGCUUUUGCUUUGAAAGCCUUUGCGUCUGGAAAUGUUGGGGGGGGGGUGUUUACGGGCUGUGCGGUGGCUUGCGUCUCGUUCCUAGUGUAAGUCGGACCACCUGUUACGCACUUGGCAUGACUCUGGCCGCUAUCUUUGAAGCACCUCCAAAGACCCGCGCGUGGGCCUGCCUCACAUGAUGGUUUGAGGCUGGUGGUGCGAAUGCUGUUUGAAUGCAGCGAUGACCUUUAAGGCACUAACGCAUGUAGCACUUAACCUUAAGGAAACUAGGCUACCAAGGUUUUUUUUUUUUUUUUUUUUGAAUAACCAGUUACUUGGUGGACUCUUUAAUAGCGUUUUUUUGUUCAUACUUCACGGGCAAUGUGUGGGGUGCAUGCAGUUGCUUGCAAGGCUACUAGAAAGAUGACACAAGUUGCAGUUGCAUGCAGUACCAUUGUCCUUGAGCCUCAUUUAAGAGGUGGGUUUCCAUCAUUUUGACCCAUUUAAGUUUUUACUAUCUAUUUUGCUUGAGAGGGCAGGGAGGUGGGACAUUCUUGGGUUGGUGGGAUGUCUUUAGGUAGUGCUUUCCUGCGCUGAUUGGCUUCUCUUUGGUUCCCCUACUCUCUCCUUGGGUGUUUUGUUGGAAGAUUCAACAGUUGGAAGCAAGGGUAGCAGGAGUAUUUAAUCUCAGAUACGUGGAGCAUGCUAUGUGCUGAUUCUUCAUCUUUUUUCAGUUAGACACUACAUGGCCAUGCUGUUCUUCACUUUACUAAGUUUGAUUUGUUUUGUGAGACAAUGUUUUAACUGAGCUCACAGCUUUGUUUUCAUUUUUGACAAGAACUAUUUGAGUUGUGGGCUCGACUUUAGACUCUUGCUGACUUCUGAGGGCCCUCUUGAAGUGCAGUUUGAGAAGUGUCACUGGACAAAUGUAGCGGCAGGAAACUUUGUUAUGCGCUCAGUGUUUAACUUGUAUUGGUAGGUUUGGGAAAAUUGUUUACCUAGUGCAGUUUGAACUUGAGCGAGGGGUUGCAAAAACUUGCCAAGGUUAUUUGCUGCAGUUUUUCUCACUGAUCCAAAUGAUAGUUUUGCAUGCUAAUUUCUGAAUUUGUUUCAAGUCUUUUUAAAGUGUUUGGGCCAGGAGGGUUUUUAGGAGUUGUCACUGUUCUUACACUAGGAAGAACAUAGACGAAAUGGAUGUUGGUGGGACAACGAUGUAAAUUCCCGUGAAUCCUGUUGUUCACUUUAAGCUGUUUUUGUUUUGUUUCUGAACAGGGUCUUUCUGUUGUUACAAGGACUUAUACUGAUAAUUAUUUUUCUUGAAUUUGAUUAAUUUUAAUUAAACUUGUCAAUGUUAAACAUUUUAAUGUUAAACCCUGACAAUAACCCAUUUCUAGCUUUUUAUGGCACGCCAUUUUUGUAUGUGUGCAGAUGAUUUAUAAGCAUGUCUGAUUUCCAGUAAUAAACCAGUGAUUAUAUGUUUGCAUCUUACGUAGCAGUGGGUGCUUUACAACUGUAUUUAAUUGAGGAUAAUGUAAGUGCCUGUAAAGAGCCAGUAAAUGGUAAUUAAGGGAUAAUUAUUGAACUUGGAGAAAUAUGACCUCAAGGAUGAGAUUUUUUGACAAAGCAUGUUGUGUAUUAGGCUGUCUUAUAUCAGGAGCAGAGACAGCAGGUUUAGUCUGAAAUCAAUGAAUUAGGUUUUGUCAUUUAUUUAUUUUACUACAAUAUUUUUGGAACCCAUGGGGAUCUCUCUAAAUGUAAAUGUGCAACAUAUCUCCUGCUUGUAUUCAGAACUUUGUGAGGUAGGUAUAGGGCAGAAUGUAAAUUAAGUGAACUUUGUUUUAAUCUGUUGGCAUAAGUGCAAUAUUUAUAUAUACAAUAUUGAGAGAAUAUAAUAUAUACACACACACAAAUAUACACAGUAUAUGUGUAUAAUUUGUGUGUUCCCACGAUCUGUGUGGCUUAUUGUAAUAUUGGUGUGUCUAUUUUGUGGUCUUAGCCAUGCAUUCCCCACCACUGGUGUAGCGUCUUCACAAAUGUGUAACCUAAUAAUAGUUUACCUUUGUUUUGAAAAUCAGCCUGUCAGCACAGGCCCACAUGAUUGCACCGUCCUCCUUGAGUCUGAAUAUGUGUGCAUGUUCCCAGAGUGCACAUUGCCUCUCUUAUGCAGUUGUAACCUGCUGAGUCCCAGUAUCUUGUUUUGGUCUACUGCAGAGGACAAAUAUUUCAAGUGUGUCUCCUACAUCAUAUAUAUAUACAUGCUGCAGUGCUGAAUACUAACGCACAUUUUAGAGGAAAUUCUGUACUUUUAAAUGAUGCCAUGUUUGGGGGUUUGACUUCUGGGUGUUUUGCAGAGUCUCGGGAGGGAAAGAAUGCUAACCAAUCACAGAAGCAUGAUCAGAUUCCCACAAAUUUUUGUUCUUAAGUUAACUUUCAGCAAGAUGUGAAAGGAACGAGACAGAACUUUUUUUUUUUUUCCUAUGAACUUCUUCAUUUUUGCUGUGUUUACAUAGCCUCUCAGAGAUUUAAGUGUUCGUUGACAUUUUUAAUGGCUGUUUUGUUGGGUUGCGUGGAUAUAUGUAUAUUGUUCACCCACUCGGUUCAUAUGGGUUAUCCUGGUCAUACCAGACCUUCUGUCACUCAAUGAGAAUUUUCCCAGAUGCUUGUAGUACAUGCUACUGAAAUUGUUGGGAUGUCUCUUCUGACUUGAAAUCACCAGUCCAAUGUGUGACUUUUAGUAAGGAACUCUCACUCUUUGUCUCUCUGGGACUUGGUGACAGUUUUAGGUGAAUACAUGGGCAAGUUCCAUUCAUCUCAAAUCAUGGCCGUGACCCUUCUGAAAAAUAAACUGUCAGCCUUAAAUGAAAUUGUAUAUUUUGCCUUUCGUUCUCUAAACACCUUAAAAUUUUUCAGUCUUGAUAAAA